Nerophis ophidion (straightnose pipefish) is the source of this 9762-nucleotide messenger RNA. Its product is annotated as serine/threonine-protein kinase WNK2. The transcript is spliced from 27 exons. Bases 726 to 7838 code for a protein of 2370 amino acids. Gene Ontology annotation, cellular component: cytosol; cytoplasm. Lineage: Eukaryota; Metazoa; Chordata; Actinopteri; Syngnathiformes; Syngnathidae. The record is from RefSeq and is a predicted model, not a curated record. Gene Ontology annotation, molecular function: ATP binding; chloride channel inhibitor activity; protein serine/threonine kinase activity. Gene Ontology annotation, biological process: positive regulation of sodium ion transmembrane transporter activity; negative regulation of sodium ion transport; monoatomic ion homeostasis.
GUGUGGAGUUUGGAUGACAUUUAAGGGCGUGGCGGCCACUCGGAAGUCCCGGGACCUUUUUUUUUGUACAUUUGCGGUGAAUUCUGAUGUAUUUCCACGCGGUGCUGCGUCUCGUCCAGCUCUGGUUUUGUGUGAUUGGACGGCCCGCCCGCUAGUUAGCAUCCAGGGGCGUGGAGCUAGGCGAGCUGAAUGGGGGUACAUUUGUGUGCCACGCCGGUGCUACCGAGCCCCAGCGGAGACGGGCGGUGAUAUAUCUGUCGAGUGGAAUAUCAUUCUUCUCCACCUUUCAAGACUAUGGGAGGGAUGCGACGAGAGGGAAAGUAGAUACAUGCGAGCAAUAUUCCUAUUUUAAUCGACAUGGGGGUUUGGGGGUCAGUUUUGAAGCCUACGGUUGACUGUCGUGUCGCUGCUGAGGAAGUGACACUGAUAUGCAGAUAAUCCUCAUUUCGUCGCGGAUUAAUGGCGAUUUUACCUUUAGCCAAUUUGAUGAUGCCGCCCAUCUUUAGCGUCGGUUGAAAGCAGGUUGUUGGAGUGCGUCUUCUCCCCCCACCAAGCUCUUCAUCUCGCUUGUGUCAUCCAUGCCCGUGUUGUUGGAGGUGCGUGUCUGUUGGCCAACUGCGUCACCGAGUGGAAGCUGCAGGUAUUCAUUUAUAAACUGCACUUUGGAAAGUCUUCUCAUGGACCCUAUGACCUGUACACCAAAGUGACAAAACUCUUGAAUCAGCAUGGAACCGGAAGCGAAUUCAAACUCAGAGGAUCACCCGGAAUGGAAUCAUCAAUCACAAUGUAAACUGCAAACAAGUAUGUCUAACGCUGUGGAGGAUAGAAGCCUUCAGGACUCAGUGGUGAGAGGCAGCAGCGACCCUUCAUUCAGUUAUCAGAAGCUUGUGCAUCAGAGAUUCAUCAGGAGAAGUCUGUGGUUCUCGGACACAGAUGAGCAGUCCUAUGAGGCCUCUGAAUGUGAUCACAGGCUCCUUAAAAUAAACUUGCGAACAAUCGUUGGCAGGACACGAGGGGCAAGUGGUGGUAUACAGGAGGACUCCAGCACUGAGAGUCAAUGUAGGCUAAAAGACAGUGCAGCAGAAAGUGCCAAAUCUGAUGAGGAUAAGGUAAAAAGUGGAAGAGAUGUAUUGACUGCAACAAGCGGUGAUGUGGGCAAAACCACCAUCAAGGCCGCCAGCGAGGAGACCGAGGAAGAGGCAGAGAUGAAGGCUGUUUCCACAUCUCCUGGAGGACGUUUCCUCAAGUUCGACAUUGAGCUUGGGAGAGGGUCCUUUAAGACCGUCUACAAGGGCCUGGAUACUGAAACCUGGGUGGAGGUUGCUUGGUGUGAGCUGCAGGAUCGUAAGCUGUCAAAAGUGGAACGUCAGCGCUUUAAGGAAGAGGCUGAGAUGCUGAAAGGUCUUCAACAUCCAAACAUUGUCCGCUUUUAUGACUUUUGGGAGUCUCCGCUCAAAGGGAAGAAGUGCAUUGUUUUAGUAACGGAGCUUAUGACCUCAGGGACACUAAAAACCUAUCUGAAGAGGUUCAAGGUAAUGAAGCCCAAGGUGCUAAGGAGCUGGUGCAGACAGAUCCUGAAAGGCCUUCACUUUCUCCACACAAGAACUCCUCCCAUAAUUCAUAGGGACCUGAAAUGUGAUAACAUAUUCAUCACUGGACCUACAGGGUCUGUCAAGAUUGGAGAUUUAGGACUGGCAACACUGAAGGCAGCCUCUUUUGCAAAGAGUGUCAUAGGCACUCCAGAGUUUAUGGCUCCAGAGAUGUAUGAAGAGCACUAUGAUGAAGCUGUGGAUGUCUACGCCUUUGGCAUGUGUAUGCUAGAAAUGGCCACCUCAGAAUACCCCUAUUCAGAAUGUCAGAAUGCUGCACAGAUUUACCGUAAAGUCACAAGUGGAGUCAAGCCAGCCAGUUACAACAAGAUUGUGGAUCCUGAAAUCAAGGAGAUUAUUGGGGAAUGCAUCUGCCAAAGGAGAGAGGAAAGGUACACAAUCAAAGACCUCCUGAACCACGCCUUCUUUGCGGAGGAUACAGGGGUGAGGGUGGAGCUUGCGGAGGAGGAUGAUGGGAAAAAGACAUCAAUAGCCCUAAAAUUGUGGGUGGAGGACCAUAAAAAAUUGAAAGGGAAGUACAAGGAAAGCGAAGCUAUUGAGUUUGCUUUUGACCUGGAAAAAGAAGUCCCAGAACUGGUGGCGCAAGAGAUGGUGGAGUCUGGAUUCUUCCAUGAAAGUGACGCUAAGACUGUGGGAAAAUCAAUUAGGGACCGUGUAGCACUGAUCAAAUGGAGAAGAGAGAGAUCUGUAUCAGCUGCUGAUCGAAUGGAUGGGGUGAAUGGCUUUCAGUGUAUUGCUUCUAGAGAUGCACAUGCAAAACAGCCUCUUUUGGUGGAACCAGAACCAGACUCUGAACAGCACAACAGACAGCAUACUACGCCAGCCAGUGUCACUUCAGUCACAUCAGACAGCACUUUCGACAGUGGCAAGGGUUCUACUGUGUACUCUGAUUCCCACAGCAGCCAGCGGAGUGGCCCCUAUCAGUCCCUGCUAGAGCCGAUCCCGAUGGCAAUGCAACAGUGCCAGCGAAGUAUACCUUUUCAGACAGAUCGGCCUCACUCCUGUGAUACAGGUGAUGUAUGGGGGGAAGUGCUAAGCCCAGAGCUUACUAUUCGAUUUGGAACUGCAGCCCGCAGAGGAAGUGCUCCUGUUAUUGAUACUUACCAUGCAAAAUGCAUUGCUCAACUACAUGCUCUAAAACAUUCAUGGAGAUCAGUCAGAUCCACCUCUGCAGUGAUAGAAAACCAAUGGGAACGUCACUCAAGAGCUGAGGCCACCAGUGGAAAUAUCCCACUACCUGUGACAAGUCUCCGUAGACAUUCUGACAUUAGCAAUCUAACCUGUCAUCACAUUAACCGUCUGGCAAAGCAAAAACUUCAUAUGCGGAAGGCCUCGCUCUCUUUGCUUCAUCUAGGGUCACAGGGAGGUUUACAGCACCAUCCAUCUACUGAUUCAAAAUACUGCCUGUCCUCAAUGGGAACAUUUCCUGGAACAGGUUUAGGAAACAAUAAAGGUUCAACUGAUUGUCUAGAUUUCCUACUGCUGCAGAAGUCCUUGUUUAAUAUAAUCAAUCAGAAAGGACCACCAUGUCACACUGCAUCCACCCAGCACCGUUCGAUUCACUCCUCAGCUUCUCACAGGACACUCAGUGCUGCUGAAGAUGGCAACCCGAAGAGUCCCCAGAGUGCCAGUUUGUUUGAUGCCAGCGAAAAUAAAUUAUUGGCACGAGAACAACAAGUUGCUGUAGGACUGACCAGUUCUGUGGGCCACCAGAAUAAACCAGCUGAGUUCACAUCACACCAGUACAUCCAGCCUGGACAAAGUUUCCCUUCUGCUCCAUAUACUUUCCAACUCGGUGCUGCAACACCAGAUCAAGUUACUUCAUCCUCAGUCAACCUCCGUCACGGAGCCAGUGGUUGUUACACACCUUCAAAUGCGCAACAGCAGUCAGCACCAAGUAUUUCAGCAUCAUCUGCCCCUCAACAUGUUGCACAGUGUUACCAGACACAAUGUCACCAUCCACAGCAAGCAACUUUGAACUGUAUUGUUUCAACUCAGCAACAGAGCUAUUUUCUGCCAGGUUAUCAAAUAUCAGUUCAGCAAACAACUACGGAUGCCACAACUACUCCACCAGCACAGCAGUCAGAACAAAGUUGCCCUCUUACAUGUGCACCCUCAACUAUGGUAGCAAUGGCCCAGUGUCAUUUGGCACAAGCUGCUAGUGCUUUGCAGCAGGUUCAAGACGUGGUUAAACUGCCAAAUCAGCCGAUUGGCCCGAGCUCUGCAUCAGCACUUUAUAGCCAGCAGAUACCCACUCAAGACUAUCAACCUUCAAUGCAAAAUACUCAAUGCAGUAUACAGCUAACCCAACAUGACAGGCAAACACAUGUACAGUUUAGCCCUGAGAGAAUGCAAAAUAUACACCAACAAAGGCCACCUCUUCACCAUUCUCAAAAUCUUCAAUCGUCUGGUCACCAAAAUGAACACACGCCUUGUCUUCAACAGCAAAGCCAGAAUUCCAUACCGAUAACCUUACCACAAUCAAGCCAGGAUACAUCCCAGCCUAUAGUACAAAAGGACCAUGCAGGCACUAAUCAGCCCUGUUCGACUACCAGUUUACCUGAUGUGGGCUCUCAGAGCUAUUCACAUUCUGCCCUCAAUGCUGUGCAGCAGCAGGGUCAGUACCUCACCGCACAACUGUCAUCUGAUACAUCACAGGCCUAUGGAGGAGAUCCCCAGAUGCUGACUCGUCAAAGCAAUCCAGUACCCUCACAGCAAAGCCAUGCUGCUCAGAUAAAUAAAAAGAAUGUGUCAGACCAGGGCACACCUGCUACCUGUGGCCAUUUGGAAAAGCAGAACCAAAGUCAAGUUCAGAGUCAGGUUUACCUUCCUCAUUGCUCUGAGUCUCAGAGAGCAUCGUCUGGAUCUGCAGUUUCCAGCCUGACACAGCAACAGCUCAGUGAUCGGACUGAGGCUAACACAGAGGAUCAGGCUGCAGAAAAACACACUGGGGGACAAAGCUAUGACAGUGUCAACUCUGAUGCCACAUCAGGCAAGGAGAUGAGUGAUGGCUAUGAGGGGGCCCAUGGUGGUAAAGGGGAGGUGAAAGUCCGCAAACACCACCGCAAGUCAACACGCACUCGGUCUCGCCAGGAAAAGAUUAGCAGACCUAAGCUUAGCAUGUUAAAUGUAUGUAACACAGGGGACAAGAUGGUAGAGUGCCAAUUGGAAACGCACAAUCAGAAAAUGGUCACCUUUAAAUUUGACUUGGAUGGAGAUGCGCCUGAAGAGAUUGCUACAUAUAUGGUGGAGAACGAUUUUAUCCUGCCCUUAGAGAAAGAAGUGUUCAUUGAACAGCUGAAGGAUAUCGUAGAUAAGGCUGAGGACUUGUUGAGUGAAGGCACAGAAGGUGAGAGGAACUCAGAAAAGCCAAUCGGUCCUGUGAGUGAAGGAGCUGGCAGCUUGUCUAUGGAGGGAAUUCGGGCUUGUGCCCCAUGCAUUCCACAGCAGGUCUACCAACAAAAUGUCCUUCACACUGGCAAGCGCUGGUUUAUCAUCUGCCCAGUGGCUGAAAUACCUGUCCAAGGGAAGACUCCUGCUCACAACUCAACUGAUAUGGAAUCGGAAAAGUCUGCUACGAUAUCUGUGAAACCCAUCAGAAACACACCUGCAUGUUCUAUUGCUCAUACAUCUUUAUCUUCACAAGACCCUUUGCCCAUGUCAGUGCAACUUCAAGACCAAAACACUGACACAUCCCAUGUGCAGCGACCGGAGUCCACUGUCAAUAACACUGAACCCAAUACUGUGGCUAUUAGCCAGAAUAACACCCUUCCUAUUGAAAAACCUUGCAUCUCUGCUGUGUCUAUGGUAACUGACAUCCCAUGCUGUGCUUUCGUGCCACCAGUUUCUCUGGACGUCAAUACUAUUAAUAAGGUAGCUGGUUUGGCUACACAAACUACUCAUGCCAACCAGACCAGUCCAACUGGGGACCCAUCCUUGCAGCUGACUACUCAUCAGUCUGUGGUCCUCCAGCAACCCUAUCCCACACCAAUACCGCCGGCAUCAGUCACCUCCCAACCUCAAAGUCCAGCGCAUCAGACUUCUGUAUCAUUAGACCAUCUACAGCCAGCAAGUGGGGGGCCUGCUGAGUCGGACAGUGACGGUCCACGUCGGGUGGAGUUUGUUUGCACCAUUAAGACAUUGGAUGAGAAGCUGAGGAAUCUAUUGUACCAGGAACAUGCAACCUCUCAGCCCUCCAGUGCUGUGUCUGACCCUCAUACCUCCAGCACAGAAGCGGUCAAUUCAACGUCUAUUUCAGAUGACCAUAGCAGUGAGGGCCCACUUGCCAAAAAACAGGGGGAGCCAUUGCCUCAGAUUCCUGAAAGCCCAGAAUGUGUGGGUGCACUAAGUGACUCUGUUUUGGCAGCUACUCAUACAAAUCUGAACAGAAGAGAUGUGACUGUAAGUUGUGCUUCAUGUAACUACAAAUGCUCUCUUCAAGUAGGACCCACAUCACUAAAUGCAAUUUGUCAUGUGGAAAAAAGCAUGCCUAGCCGCAGCACCUGCUGCUCCCCGAUGCACUCUAGUGGUUCCCUAAAGUCCCACAGCAAUGGCCCACAAACAAAUACCAAAGACAAUGUAGCUGGCGGAAGAUUAUCUUUGAAAGCUUCAACCAAUGAAAGUACUGGUACCUCCAGACCCAAAGUUAAUAACCGCUUCUCUGCCCCACCAAACCUCUAUCAAGCUACGCCUGUCUCCAGCACUGAUGUCACACCCCAGCAUAUACCACGAUCCAUGACCAUAGGCACGCCAACCCAUCACCACUACCACCACCACCUGUCACACCUCCACUCUGAUUCUGCAGAUGAGGACAGCGUCAGCAGCAAAGCUCCUCCUCUAGCCAAUGCUAAAUCCUCAGCUCAUGCUCUACCCGAGCACAGUGGAAGCGACCUCAUGAAGAGGGCAGUAGCCUUUCUUAAGCGAUCAGGUCGGAGCAAAAGCGAGCUGAGUACUCAAUCCCCCAGAAGAAAGCCACAGGAAAUGAAUGGUCAAGCUCCUUCACUUUCUACAGGACAUACGCAGUCCACCUACAUCAGCAGUGACAAUGACUCUGAGUUUGAGGAUGCAGAUGUGUGGAAAGAACUACAGGAGCUGAGAAAAAAACACAUGAAGGAAUUCUCGGAUCUGCAAGCAUUUCAGAGGAAUGAAAUUGAACGUCUAUACAAAGAGUUGGGAAAAUCCCCGCCACCCAAUGUUGGCCUGCUUUAUUGUGCUCCUCCAAGUGGACGAAGACGCAAAGCCAGUAAACACAAACUAAAGGCUGGAAAAUUGCUCAAUCCUAUGGUGCAGCAGCUCAAAAGCAAUCCUUCUAACCCCAACACUACAGUGGAGAGUAAAGGUGAAAGUGCUGGCAGUUCGUCUGGAUCUCCUGCUAAAAGUUCAAUCUUAUCUGAUGAUUCUGCCCACUCCAGUGGCAGCUCCUGCUCUGUCAAUCAGCACAGCACCAUCCCGCAGCAGGUCCACACCCAGCAACCCUGUUCUUUGAAAGGCUCUUUCUCCUCAGACAACAUCAGCGCUGGGCAGCACAAUGACGGGAUGACAAACUUAGCAAACCAAGGCUGGACGGUUUACCACCAAACGUCAGAGAGAGUCACCUAUAAAUCUAGUAGCAAACCGCGCACUAGAUUCCUCAGUGGACCUGUGUCUCUGUCCAUCUGGUCCUCUUUCAGUGCUGCCACAGCUCAAACACAGCCAUCACUCGCCUCAGCCACAACAUCACCAUCUCCUCAGUCAAUCAGUCGGCUUACUCAGGUCCAGACUAACAACAGCAACAAUAAGAGAAGCACGUUUACCGAUGACCCGCACAAACUGGUGGAUGAUUGGCCAAAGGCUAUAUCGGCGGCCAAUCAGCCACCCCCUUCCUUGAACCAGAUCAAACAGCAGAGGCGCUUGCAGGACCUGGAAGGCCAAACUGUGUCCAUGGGAGCAGCGCCCUUUAAGAUUAAAUGCCAUACUGGUCCCAGCAAGUUGCCUUGCUCCCAUUCCCUGAUUGCUGCUUCGCACUCUAGCACAACAAGAAGCCACGGUCCCAAUUACUCUCAAACUUUGCCCCCUGGGUAUCUUUCGGUUCCUGGCCCUCGUUACACUCAGCAGUGGCCUGGCUUGCAUCGGCCUGUUGAAUCAGUGAACCCCUUUACUGCCACGUCAAAACCUGAAAUCCAAGCACCCCCUCUAGAAAUGUACAACGCUGAGAAUGAUCUUUGUCUGAAAUCAUCCAGGACUACCUAAAACCUGCAGUCGGUGUGAAUGAAAAGCCAAUUUAUAUUUUGCUGAAUCACCACAACUGCACGUUUUUUUCAGAGCUCGUAGGUACAGGAAAGAAAGGUUGAUAUUUUUUGUACAGUUUCCAUUUGGUUUAUGACUGUGUGUGUAUGUUAUAUAUGAAAACUUAAUGCGUAUCAACUGAAACUUGGUCAUUUGUCUUACAUUACAUGUUCACCGUUAUUGUACUUUUUAUUUCUUUGGACUAAAUACAAGUGUGUACUUGACCAACUACAGGUGUAAUUUGGAAUUCUAAUGCCAGUUGGGCCCCAACUAAUCAUUUAUCCUAUCCACAGAAUUAUUAUUGAUGGAAUGUAGUGCCUUGAACAUUUUCUUCUGCAAAACAGCUUGUCGACAUACAAGUCUUUUGCUUAUUAUGUGAUGGGUCGUUUGGGUGCAGUCUUUUUUUAAUGCCUCACAGACAGCGUUUUUGUUUAUCUGGGAAUGCCAUUGUAGCUCUGCACUAUUAUCAACACAACACAUGCUCUACUUAUCAUAAAAUUUACUUGCAAUAUUUUUUUUUUAACUCUUCACCCCUGUGACUAUGCUGUUGAGGUGAAAUGCACUGUUGCCUUGCAAAGGAAAAAUAGUUAAUGUGUUACUGAGGACAAAAGAAGGAUGAAUUAUGCCAGCAGAUGAAACCCCUAUUUCAGGUCAAAUGGUUCUGUUGGACACAGCACAAGAUUGGGUAGUAUUAUAUAGCCGUGUGGUUAGACAAAAGGCAGUGUCCAGAGCCAUAAAUGAUGUACAUAGUUCUUUCUACUGUUAGGUCAUGGUCAGAAUGUAGCAAUUAAUAUGUGAAGGUUUGAGGCUUUAAAGUGCAAUUUAAUCCUUCCACAAAGCUUUUAUUGUGGCGUUGCCACAAGCCUUAUCUGAUGUGUGUAACAGGGAAAAAGUGAAAUGUUGGAAUAAAGUAUGAACAUGACACUAGAAAGAAAACUCCGAAUUACCUACUGCUAAAUGUAUUUAGUACCCAGCAUCUAGUAUUGCACGCAGUCACCAGUUAACUGGACUUUUGAAGUUAUUAGAUUUUUGAUGCUGCUAUUGUGGGAGGCACUCCACUGAACACUGAAGCCUUUUAUUUACGUUGGAUAGUACCAAAGUCCUUAAAUUGAAAUGACAAAGGAUAAACAAACAGCAGUGUUACUUAAGUCUUUGAUACUUUGUUAGCUGGUAUCUGUUGCAUAAAGCAUUUUCCAUUUUCAGAUAUUGCACAUUUGAAAUAAUAAUUAAGAAAGAGAGAUUUGCACAAGCUAUUUCCAUAAUUUUAUUUGUUUAUGUAUUUCGUUGGGUAAAUACAUGGCUUUCAUUGUCUUUAAUGUUCGUAAAGGUCACCAGAAUGUGGUCAACAUUUUUUCCCCCACAAAACCUGGAGCAAGCAGUUAAGUUAUUGUGGUGCAAUCUCUACACGACUUGUAAGAACGGAUUUAGGACCCUGAUCCUUCCAAGCUGUGAAUUGUACAGCUUUGUUGUAGUGUAAUCUGUAUAUUUUGUGUAUGCAUUAUGGAGAGGUUGGUUUGAUGUAUGGUAUACCAUCAAUUCAGUUUGAAUUGGAAUUUUAUAGUAAGAAUCCUCUGCUUUGGGGACAUUCUUCCAGUUGUAAGAGAUUUCUGUUCUCUGGUAUUCGUAUCUGGAAUUUGUUGUUUUGAACAGAGUAAGGGUACUUCUUGUUGACCAAGUUGGUGGCAAAGAUCAAAAGUGCUGAAGUGCAAGUUGACAUUUUAUCCAUCCCUGCAUGUCUCUGACCAACAUUCCCUUGCAGUGACUAUGCUCAGAUUGUGGAUAAAUUUGUAUUAAAAGUGAGUGGGGUUGCUUGCCUGUCACAUUUCUUACUGUAUCGCUCAUAUCCUGCUGCACUGUAUGACACAAAUAAAUUUUAUUUUCACUCUGA